UGAUGCGCAGGUGAUCGACACACUGCAACUUUCUUGUGAAGUGUGAGGCAGGCAUCCGGUGCUCCCGCCAUGCAGAGCUGCACGAGAUCCUGGGGGCUGCUGUGCCGCUCGGUGAAGCUUGGCUGCCACAGGAGAGCCGCCUGGCACCUCAUCCAAGGGGCAUCCAGGAGCAGCAGUAGCCGGGUGCCAGCGGCGUCCUCCCGGAGGCAGAUCGAGCUGCUCUUCCCCAGGCACGAUGACUUCUCCGAGAGGCACAUCGGACCUGGAGACAAGGAGAAGAGGGAGAUGCUCCAAGCUCUGGGGCUAGAGAGCAUUGAUGAGCUGAUUGAUCAGACAGUCCCCGCAAGCAUUCGACUGUUAAGACCCUUGAAAAUGGAUGACCAAGUCUGUGAAAAUGAAAUUCUUGAAACUAUACAUGACAUUGCAUCAAAAAACAAGAUUUGGAGGUCCUACAUUGGCAUGGGGUACUAUAACUGUUCAGCGCCCCAAGCCAUUUUGAGAAAUUUGCUGGAAAAUUCAGGCUGGGUAACACAGUAUACUCCAUAUCAACCAGAAGUGUCCCAGGGCAGACUUGAGAGCUUACUGAAUUAUCAGACCAUGGUGUGUGAUAUCACUGGGAUGGAUGUGGCCAAUGCAUCCUUAUUGGAUGAAGGAACGGCUGCAGCUGAAGCAAUGCAGUUGUGUCACAGGCAAAACAAGAGAAGGAAGUUCUAUGUGGACAGCAGAUGCCAUCCUCAGACCAUCGCUGUGGUGCAGACAAGAGCCAAUUAUAUUGGUGUUACUACACAGCUUCUGUUGCCCCAAGAGAUGGAUUUCAGUGGAAAAGAUGUCAGUGGUGUCUUGUAUCAGUAUCCAGACACUGAUGGAAAAAUAGAAGAUUUCACCCUGCUGGUUGACAGAGCUCACCAAAAUGGGACCCUAGCGUGCUGUGCUACUGACCUCUUGGCACUGUGUAUCUUAAGGCCACCUGGUGAGUUUGGAGUAGACAUCGCUCUUGGCAGUUCUCAGCGAUUUGGAGUACCAUUGUACUAUGGGGGACCACAUGCAGCCUUCUUUGCAGUGAAGGAGAACCUGGUCCGGAUGAUGCCUGGCAGAAUGGUUGGUGUGACUAGAGAUGCAACUGGGAAGGAAGUAUACCGCCUUGCUUUACAAACUAGAGAACAGCAUAUCAGAAGGGAUAAAGCCACAAGCAACAUAUGUACUGCACAGGCUCUGCUGGCAAAUAUGGCUGCAAUGUUCGGUGUAUACCAUGGUCCAAAUGGGCUCAAGCAUAUUGCACGUAGAGUUCACAAUGCCACCCUAAUACUUGCAGAAGGUCUAAAGCGAGCAGGACAUCAGCUACACAGUGAGCUCUUCUUUGAUACAGUGAAGAUUCAUUGUGGCUGUCCAGUGAAAGAGGUUCAAGAUCGAGCGGCACAGCGACAAAUAAACCUUCGUGUGUACAGUGACGAUUCACUUGGAGUAUCUCUUGAUGAAACUGUAAAGGAGAAAGAUCUGGAUGACCUUUUGUGGGUGUUUGGCUGUGAAUCCUCAGCAGAACUAGUUGCUGAAGGCAUGGGAGAGGAGAACAAGGGUAUUUUGGCCACUGCCUUUAAAAGGACAAGUAGAUUCCUUAUGCAUCCAGUAUUUAAUAGCUACCAUUCGGAAACUAAUCUUGUGCGCUACAUGAAGCGUUUGGAAAAUAAGGAUAUUUCUCUUGUACAUAGUAUGAUUCCUCUGGGGUCCUGCACAAUGAAACUUAACAGUUCCUCUGAGCUUACACCAAUUACGUGGCCUGAAUUUGCCAACCUUCAUCCAUUUGUGCCUCUGGACCAGGCACAGGGAUAUCAGCAGCUGUUUAAGGAGCUUGAGAAGGACUUGUGCGAUAUAACCGGAUAUGACAAAAUCUCAUUUCAGCCAAACAGCGGCGCACAGGGUGAAUAUGCUGGGUUGGCUGCGAUCAAGGCUUAUUUGAAUGCAAAGGGUGAACCGCAUCGAACAGUUUGUCUCAUCCCAAAAUCUGCUCAUGGAACCAAUCCAGCAAGUGCUCAGAUGGCAGGAAUGAAAAUACAGCCAGUAGAAGUAGACAAAGAUGGCAGCAUUGAUCUAGUACAUCUGAAAGCUAUGGUAGACAAACAUAAGGACUAUUUGGCUGCCAUAAUGAUCACCUAUCCUUCUACCAAUGGAGUUUUUGAGGAAGACAUAAGUGAUGUAUGUGACUUGGUACACAAACAUGGUGGUCAGGUAUAUUUGGAUGGAGCGAACAUGAAUGCUCAGGUUGGGCUGUGCCGACCUGGAGACUAUGGUUCUGAUGUGUCACACUUGAACCUUCACAAGACAUUCUGUAUACCCCAUGGUGGUGGGGGUCCUGGAAUGGGACCUAUAGGAGUAAAAAAGCAUCUUGCGCCAUAUUUGCCCAGUCAUCCAGUAAUACCCUUGCAGCAGGGCAAUGAUGCUCGACCAUUGGGCACAAUAAGUGCUGCCCCAUGGGGCUCAAGUGCAAUUUUGCCCAUUUCAUGGGCCUACAUCAAGAUGAUGGGUGCAAAAGGACUUAAGCAUGCAACAGAAAUUGCCAUAUUAAAUGCAAAUUACAUGUCAAAAAGGCUGGAAAAACACUACAAAAUCUUAUUCCGAGGAUCUAGAGGACGUGUGGCUCACGAAUUCAUUCUUGAUGUAAGACCAUUUAAGAAAUCUGCUAACAUAGAAGCUGUAGAUAUCGCAAAAAGACUGCAAGACUAUGGUUUCCAUGCUCCAACCAUGUCUUGGCCUGUGGCUGGCACUCUUAUGAUUGAGCCAACAGAGUCUGAAGACAAAGCGGAGAUGGACCGCUUCUGUGAUGCCAUGAUAAAUAUACGACAGGAAAUCGCUGAUAUUGAAGAGGGUAGAAUGGAUUCCAAAAUGAAUCCUCUGAAGAUGUCGCCCCACACACUAACUUCCAUUGCAGCGUCUAACUGGGACCGCCCAUACUCGCGGGAGGUGGCUGCAUUCCCCUUGCCAUUUGUCAAACCAGAGAGUAAAUUCUGGCCUACAAUUGCUCGUAUUGAUGACAUCUAUGGCGACCAACAUUUGAUGUGCACUUGUCCUCCCAUGGAGACGUAUGAAUCGCCUUUCAGUGAACAGAAAAGGGCUUCUUCAUAGUGUUACAGACUCUCCCUUUGUGACCACCAAUACCAGACUGUCAUUCACCCCUGCCAAUGGCAGCUGUUUCUCCCACCUUUCAGAGGGGGAACGUGGUGUAUAAAUAUUUUAAUACUGAUGUCUUCAUACUGUUGAAUGAUUAUCCACUCAGCAACCCUGUGGAAAAAACAUCACUGUUGCUUAAAUAAUGUGCAUUUGUGUCUUUUUUUUAUUUUUAUUUUUUUUGGACUUGUCAGCCGGAGCAGUGUUCUGUUCUUGAGUUUUCAAAUUUGUAGCACAAUCUGCUAUUCGGUAAAGGAAUUUAGAAUAUUUUUAUUUUGCCCUGCCACUACAAACUUCAAUAACUGCGCAUUAUUUAAUCAAGGAUUUCAUUGUAAACUUUUAUUUGUGAGGAUGGCAACAUGUUGACCUCCCUU
This is a messenger RNA of Bufo bufo (common toad), 3533 nucleotides long. RefSeq names its product glycine decarboxylase (gene GLDC). Gene Ontology annotation, molecular function: glycine binding; glycine dehydrogenase (decarboxylating) activity; pyridoxal phosphate binding. The record is from RefSeq and is a predicted model, not a curated record. Gene Ontology annotation, biological process: glycine decarboxylation via glycine cleavage system. Gene Ontology annotation, cellular component: glycine cleavage complex; mitochondrion. The coding region runs from base 70 to 3117 and encodes 1015 amino acids. The transcript has 24 exons. NCBI's taxonomy places the organism in Eukaryota, Metazoa, Chordata, Amphibia, Anura, Bufonidae.